AGUAGUACUAGCAAUGACAAAUAUGGAUGUAGAGUUCACCUUAGAUUUUGUGGCACCCAAAUUCCCUGGUAUCCCACCAUCCAAACUCCAAGUCCAACUCUGCAAGGACUACAACCGCAAGCUUCUCCCAUCCAACGAGACCAACAUCGAUAGGAUAUGGGAACUGCGCAGGAAAAACAACCCUAAACUCUACAAUGGCUCGAAGUUCAGGUUCCAUACAAUCAAAGCUGGUAGCUUUGGCGAGGACAGCUGUUCAGUCACAUUCUGUCUUGGACUCACUGGAUAUAAAGACUUUAUUGGGACUAACUGGGCCGACAAUGCUGCCGAGCUGUCAGCAUUAGGGAAGAAGGACUUCGCCAACAGUCAAGCCUACAUGGCUGAUGCCCUGGGAGUGAGUGCAUUUGUGCAGACUCAAGAUGACCUUGUCAUCUUUAUACGGAGAAGCGCAAGCGUUGGCGAAGCACAAGGAUUGUGGGAUAUACCAGGAGGACACCCAGAACCAUCGGAGGUCAAAGGGGGAUCUUCCAAACUGGAAGAAAUCACCUUAUCUGAUCUCGCAGAACUUGAUGUAAGAAAUGAGCUCAUCAACUCAGCGAUUAGAGAAGUACGAGAUGAGAUCAAUAUUCCUGAAUCCAAGCUUGGAGAGCCUUACCUGAUGGGCGUGUCCAAGAAUCACACCUGCUCUGGGAGGCCUGGCAUGCAAUUCUUUGUCAAGUGUGCCCUGUUGUCUAGUGAAGUGAGAGAGAUGUACCAAGCUGGCGGAUCAGAGGCAGAGGAGUCAACAGAACUAAAACUCAUUCACUUAUCAGAUAUUUGUCACCUAGAAGGCUCGGACAUGUGGAAAGAGAUGGCACCAUUAGGAAAAGCUUGUGUCCAGCUGUACAUCACUGUGAGGAGCAAUCUUCCAGGCUCUGCGAAUGAUGUGUCAUAGUGUUGGUGUGUUGCUGGCUUUUGGACUCUCUGACAUGAAAAUCUUGCCUGGGGAAGCACGAUCAUUGCCGUUAUGCUUUAGAUCAUUUAAUACUUGAAGACAUGGUACAGGAUUGACCUGUUCCGUUGCACCCGAUGGUCAACAUAUCCUUUCCUGUCAGAAACCUUUACCAGAACCUGCUUAUGAAUAUUAAACAAGAAAGUCUUGUCUUUGGACUAUGAAAAGGACAAAUGUUUAUUAACCCUAACAGUCCCAAAUCCUCCCAUUUCAAUAUGAUUUUACUUACAUCUAAGGGGGGUUAGUGUUAAUACAUGAUGUAAUACAUUAAUACAUUGAUACAUGUAUGUGUGUUGGUUUUACAAUUUCUUCUCAAAAAUUGCUGUACUUUUCUGCAUCAGGUCAUUGCACCUUAUCUACAUGUACAUCUGGUGGAAAUAGUUUUCUUGAUGUUAGUAACUGAAGCAUUAAAAACUGCAUUUUUAAAGCAAACUAAUUGGAAAUGAUUAUAAUACCUAUGAAGAAGCUAGUUUUCACAUGAUAAUGUGUGGGUUGGCAGGUAGAUUUAAGCAGACCUUUCCCUUAAAUUGUUAUAAAAGGUUUUUAAAGGGGAAAUAUAUUUUUCACAGAAACUAAAUAAUAUGUUGCAAAUUGUAGCUUGUGCCUUAUUGAACAAGCACCCAGUACUCGGAUCUUUAAGACUGAAUUUUCAUACAAGUAAACAGUGUACUGUGUUUGUGUGAAGGACGCACUUGUCAUGUCUACUGGACGUUUUUAACGUGUGGUUUUCUGUUAAUGAGUCAAACUGAAAUAACUCUGUUUAAAAGUAAGUUGAAUUUAUUGGUAAUAUUAAAUGUAAUUGACCUAUGAAUGAAAUUGUAGCAGUUUCAUAGAUGUGUGUGGACUUUUUCCAAGGGUCAUUUUAAAACUCAGCUGUACAAUAGUUUUAAUGUCUAAGAUUUAUGUACACAAAAUGGUAUACAUUGUAUGACAUGAAGAUGUACAAUAAUUGAGUCAUAAAAUUAAAGUUUGUUUGAA
Acanthaster planci (crown-of-thorns starfish) is the source of this 1966-nucleotide messenger RNA. RefSeq names its product nudix hydrolase 22 (gene nudt22). The record is from RefSeq and is a predicted model, not a curated record. Lineage: Eukaryota; Metazoa; Echinodermata; Asteroidea; Valvatida; Acanthasteridae. Gene Ontology annotation, molecular function: GDP-mannose hydrolase activity.